Messenger RNA from Arabidopsis thaliana (thale cress), 2395 nucleotides. RefSeq names its product Cyclin family protein (gene SDS). The transcript is spliced from 6 exons. Gene Ontology annotation, biological process: homologous chromosome pairing at meiosis. NCBI's taxonomy places the organism in Eukaryota, Viridiplantae, Streptophyta, Magnoliopsida, Brassicales, Brassicaceae. The coding region runs from base 114 to 1973 and encodes 619 amino acids. The record is from RefSeq and is marked reviewed.
CCAAGAAACUUCUAUAACUGCAUCAGCCCACUCUCUAGUCUCUGACUAACGAACUUCCAUUUUCAAAAUUCGAAUUUCUAAUUUCUAGUUUCAAGCUUUCGUACGGAGAAAAAAUGAAGGAGAUCGCGAUGAGGAAUUCAAAGCGCAAGCCUGAGCCGACGCCGUUCGCCGGGAAGAAGCUCCGGUCGACGCGAUUACGCCGGAAGAGAGCACAGAUCUCUCCCGUUCUUGUUCAAUCACCUCUCUGGAGCAAACAAAUCGGAGUCUCUGCUGCUUCUGUCGAUUCCUGCUCCGAUUUGCUAGCUGAUGACAACGUUUCCUGUGGUUCGAGCAGAGUCGAGAAGAGCUCGAAUCCGAAGAAGACUCUAAUUGAAGAGGUAGAAGUUUCUAAACCUGGUUAUAAUGUGAAGGAGACGAUUGGUGAUUCGAAAUUUCGAAGGAUUACGAGGUCUUACUCUAAGCUACACAAGGAGAAGGAGGGAGAUGAGAUCGAAGUAAGCGAAUCGUCUUGUGUUGAUUCGAAUUCUGGUGCUGGAUUAAGGAGAUUGAAUGUGAAGGGAAAUAAAAUUAACGACAACGAUGAGAUCUCUUUCUCACGAUCCGAUGUGACCUUCGCCGGACAUGUCUCCAACAGCCGGAGUUUGAAUUUCGAAUCGGAGAAUAAGGAGAGCGACGUCGUUUCUGUCAUAUCUGGAGUUGAGUACUGUUCCAAGUUCGGGAGCGUUACCGGAGGAGCUGAUAACGAAGAAAUUGAAAUCUCCAAGCCGAGCAGCUUCGUGGAAGCUGAUUCCUCUCUUGGAUCGGCCAAGGAAUUGAAGCCGGAGCUUGAGAUAGUCGGAUGCGUCUCUGAUCUCGCUUGCUCUGAGAAAUUCUCGGAAGAGGUUUCGGAUUCUCUCGAUGAUGAGUCAUCUGAGCAACGUUCAGAGAUAUAUUCACAGUAUUCCGACUUCGAUUACUCGGAUUACACUCCGUCCAUCUUCUUCGACUCUGGCAGCGAAUUCUCUGAGAAAUCUUCCUCUGAUUCUCCUAUUUCACAUUCUCGCUCUCUGUACCUCCAGUUCAAGGAACAGUUCUGUAGAUCCACGAUUCCCAACGAUUUUGGAUCUUCUUGCGAGGAAGAAAUUCACUCUGAAUUGCUAAGGUUUGAUGAUGAGGAGGUGGAAGAGAGCUAUCUAAGGCUGAGGGAAAGAGAAAGAAGUCAUGCAUAUAUGCGGGACUGUGCUAAGGCAUACUGCUCCAGGAUGGACAAUACUGGUCUCAUCCCUCGUCUACGCUCCAUCAUGGUUCAAUGGAUUGUAAAGCAAUGUUCUGACAUGGGGCUUCAGCAAGAGACAUUGUUUCUAGGAGUUGGUCUGUUGGAUCGAUUCCUGAGCAAAGGAUCAUUCAAAAGCGAAAGGACUCUAAUACUAGUCGGGAUUGCGAGUCUUACUCUGGCCACCAGAAUUGAAGAAAAUCAACCUUACAACAGCAUCCGGAAAAGGAACUUCACCAUUCAGAACCUAAGAUAUAGCCGGCAUGAAGUGGUGGCAAUGGAGUGGCUGGUUCAAGAAGUCCUCAACUUCAAAUGCUUCACACCCACAAUCUUCAACUUCUUGUGGUUCUACUUAAAAGCUGCUCGAGCCAAUCCAGAAGUUGAAAGGAAAGCCAAAUCCUUGGCUGUUACCUCACUAUCCGACCAAACUCAACUCUGUUUUUGGCCCUCAACUGUAGCAGCUGCACUCGUGGUUCUCGCCUGCAUCGAACACAACAAAAUCUCUGCAUACCAACGAGUCAUAAAGGUCCAUGUUAGAACAACAGAUAACGAGUUGCCUGAAUGCGUUAAGGUGUUUUCAGUAACACUCUCAUUAUAUACAAAUCUCAUUUUUACCACUAAACGUAAGGUAAGUGACUGUUUUCACAUUUUUGUUCCCUAUACAACAGAGUCUGGACUGGUUGCUUGGGCAGUAAGCAAUCAAAAAGAACAAAAACCCUAAAACCAGGACACAGUAUACUCCGAUACCAACACACAGGUUAUCAUUACUAUUUACAAAAACAAACACAAGGUAAGUAAUAAGAACUCCUCUACAGAUUUAUAUACUUAAUCGAGCUGGACUUAAUUAGCUCUUAGUAUACCAAUUAUUAGUGCCACCAUUUGUGUCGCUCAUACACAUUUAUUUCUUAUUUUCCCUAAUUCAUUAGACUCUCAUAUUCUUAAAAAGAAUAUUUCCUUGUUUGAUAUUUCCUCUUUAUUACGUAUGAAAGGUUUUCAAUUUUUCUAAUCUUCACUGUUUCUGAUCUCAAAUAUGAAAAAGCUUAUCAAAUCCAGCUUAAAAAGAGAGUGUAGUCGAAUUUAACUAAAGAUUUAAAAAUGGUAAUGUUUUUCUUCACACACGCUAUAGGAUGCAUUCUCGACGGU